Messenger RNA from Polyodon spathula (Mississippi paddlefish), 4427 nucleotides. Its product is annotated as serine/threonine-protein kinase LATS2-like. Gene Ontology annotation, biological process: hippo signaling; G1/S transition of mitotic cell cycle; regulation of organ growth. NCBI's taxonomy places the organism in Eukaryota, Metazoa, Chordata, Actinopteri, Acipenseriformes, Polyodontidae. Gene Ontology annotation, molecular function: ATP binding; protein serine/threonine kinase activity; protein binding. Bases 412 to 3771 code for a protein of 1119 amino acids. Gene Ontology annotation, cellular component: spindle pole; nucleus. The record is from RefSeq and is a predicted model, not a curated record. The transcript is spliced from 8 exons.
CCCACUGUAGAGCUGUGUUCCACUCACUCUAGUUACUUACUAGUUCUAGAUCAAAACUUUCAGCAUUGACUCAAAAAAAAGUUAGAAACUUGACAUGGGCUUUGAAACGCCUUAGAAAAUAACAUAACGAAGACGAAAUGAAAACUUUUGGGAUUAGGAAAAAAAACGCAAAACAAUGGGGAAGACCUGAGGCAGAAUGGAGACUAUUAAACAUAUUGUCCUGUAUUACGACAUGGUUCUUUAUGUGAGUCCUUAAGUGGAAACUCCAGAGUCUUAAUAAGAACUGCAUGGUUCCAGUAUGAAAGUCAAUUAAGUUGUUUUCCAAGAAGUGUGGUUGCGCAGAAUGGUGCAAGUGUGGCUUUCUACUGGACUUUAAAGGCAGAAAAAGGAAUUCUAUAACCUGGAUUUACAAUGAGGCCAAAGACGUUCCCUGCCACUUCGUACCCUGGGAACGGCCGCCAGAGACUGCAGGAAAUCCGAGAGGUACUGAAACCACCUCCCAUGCCUUCAGGCCAGAGCCUGCCUUGCGAAAGUCAGCCUGACUCGAAAGCCUCAGCAGGGAAGGACGCAGCUAGGCAGCAGCAAAUUAGAGCAGGGCCCAAAUUUGGCCCAUAUCAGAAAGCCCUGCGAGAGAUCAGAAACUCAUUGCUGCCAUUUGCAAAUGAAACUGGACACUCAACAAGUGUAGAAGUGAACAAACAGAUGCUGCAGGAGUUGGUGAAUGCAGGAUGUGACCAGGAAAUGGCCAUUCGUGCUCUGAAGCAGACAGGCAGCAGAAACAUUGAUGCAGCCUUGGAUUACAUCAGUAAAAUGGGAUAUCUGGAUCCAAGGAAUGAACAGAUAGUGCGUGUAAUCAAGCAGACUUCCCCAGGAAAAGGUAGUGGGUCAGGUCCUGCGGAUCACAGGCCAGUAUUAGAGGGACCGAGUGAUGCAAUGUCUCACUAUCAUCAAAUAGGGAAUCCAGGUGGCUAUGGAGCAGAAAGUGCAAACAUGAUGGGAGAGAUACCAAGGCCGUACAUGAAUGUUCCAGUAGCGAACUACGUCAUGCCCUCAUCACAGGUUCCAGCCAUAGGCAACGCAAUGCAGAGACCCUCGAGUAUCGGUCCAUACACAAUGAUGUCUGCUCAGAAUCCGCCAGGGAAUUCCAUGUACCUUGCCUGUGAUCUCAAGCACCAGCAGAAGCCAUACCCCGCAAACAUGGAGCAGGCCAUGAUGAUCUAUUCCAUUCCCAGCCACAGUGGACAGCCCUUGCAACUGCAAGGAGCUCCAGGUCCAGCCAGCCCACAUUAUGUCAGACAGCACAUGAUGGGGCCUGCUGAGACAUCAGGGUACGGUGUGAAGAGGAGCCCUUCCUUUCAAAAUAAGAUUCAGCAGGAGAGCAAUUAUGGAAGCCUGCAGAGCAAAGGAUCACUGGGUCAGAACAGCACAGGGUAUUCCUUCCAGCAGUCACCAUCCAACCUAUACCUUCCACCGCACGCUCAUCACAGGCAGUCAAGCCCUACCUCUCACCAGGUGCACAUGAUCUCCAGAGCUUCAGCAAUGGGGACCGAUUUCCAAGAUGUCCCCCAGAACCUAUUGACUCCAUCCAGAGCCAGCUUAAAUAUGGACCUCUAUGACCACCAGGUACAGCACUGGGUAACACCGUCCCCAACCAGACAUGAAUCCCUACCUAACCCUGGACCAGAGGCUCAGGUCAGGCAGCAGCAGGGGCCCUUCAGAGGAGAAGUCCAUGGGCCCAGCAGAAGCAGUUCCUUCAAAAAGGUGCAUGUGACAGUAAGGCAACCAGACACUUCCCUUGCCCCACCCAACACUAUCACUGCAGUAACAUCGGCCCCUAUCCUACAGCCUGUGAUCAGCAUCAGGGUCAUGAGGCCAGAGCCAGAGAUUGCAGUGGGGCCUUGUCACCCUGGAUGGCUGCCAGCCCAGUCACAGGUUUUAGAGAAUUCUGAACUGAUGGAGCAGCAUUCCUAUCCAGCAGCUGGGGCUGAAGCCUAUAGUGUUGAACCCAUUGACUGUGCUGUCCAAGAACCAAGGUGCCCUCCUCCACCAUACCCCAAAAACUUGCUGCUUCCAAGUAACUCAGAGCAGCAGAUAGAGAACAACACUUGGGUUGUCCCUAGCUUAGUCUCUAAUACGUCUGAAGACACAAGCGGUGGAGAGAAGAACGACAAGGCCAGCAGCAAGGAUGGCAAAGCAGAGAAGGCCAUGAAGGAUAAGAAGCAGAUUCAGACGUCCCCUGUGCCAGUACGUAAGAAUGCAAGAGAUGAAGAGAAGAGGGAGUCCCGCAUCAAGAGCUACUCUCCUUUUGCUUUCAAGUUCUAUAUGGAACAACACAUAGAGAAUGUCAUGAAAACGUACCAGCAAAAGCUCAAUAGAAGAAUACAGCUUGAACAAGAAAUGUCAAAGGCAGGGCUUUCUGAGGCAGAACAGGAACAGAUGAGGAAGAUGCUAUACCAGAAGGAGUCCAACUACAACCGACUCAAAAGAGCGAAAAUGGACAAGUCCAUGUUUGUGAAAAUCAAAACUCUGGGCAUUGGUGCUUUUGGAGAAGUGUGUCUCACUCGGAAAGUGGAUACAAACGCAUUAUAUGCCAUGAAGACCCUGCGAAAGAAGGAUGUCCUGAACCGCAACCAGGUGGCUCACGUGAAGGCUGAGAGGGACAUCCUUGCUGAGGCCGACAAUGAGUGGGUGGUAAAGCUGUACUACUCCUUUCAGGACAAGGAUAACCUCUACUUUGUCAUGGACUACAUCCCAGGAGGGGACAUGAUGAGCCUUCUCAUUCGCAUGGGGGUCUUCCCAGAGCAGCUGGCCAUGUUCUACAUUGCCGAGCUUACACUAGCCAUUGAGAGCGUGCACAAGAUGGGAUUCAUCCACCGCGACAUCAAACCUGACAAUAUCUUGAUUGACCUGGACGGGCACAUCAAGCUCACCGACUUCGGUCUCUGCACUGGCUUUCGCUGGACCCACAAUUCCAAAUACUAUCAAAAAGGGAGCCACAUCAGACAAGACAGUAUGGAGCCCAGCAAUUUGUGGGACAAUGUGUCUAAUUGUCGCUGUGGAGAUCGGUUAAUGACACUUGAGCAGAAAGCUGCCAGGCAGCACCAGAGGUGCUUAGCACAUUCCUUAGUGGGGACUCCCAACUACAUUGCUCCUGAGGUGCUCCUACGAAAAGGCUAUACACAGCUUUGUGACUGGUGGAGUGUUGGUGUUAUCCUCUUUGAAAUGUUGGUAGGGCAACCUCCAUUUCUGGCCUCAACACCCACAGAAACUCAGCUAAAGGUAAUUAACUGGGAAAACACACUCCAGAUCCCACCGCAGGUUAAACUUAGCCAGGAGGCGGUAGAUAUAAUCAGCCGCCUGUGCUGCGCUGCUGAGGAGAGACUUGGGCGCAAUGGGACAGGAGAGAUCAAAGAACAUUCUUUCUUUGAGAAGGUGGAUUUCUCCAGCAACCUGCGUACACAGCCUGCGCCCUACCUUCCUAAGAUCAGCCACCCCAUGGACACCUCCAACUUUGACCCAGUGGAAGAAGACAGCCCAUGGAAGGACAGCGGUGACAGCACUAAGACCUGGGAUACACUCGGCUCCUCUCACAGCAAGCACCCAGAGCACGCCUUCUACGAGUUCACCUUUCGCAGGUUUUUUGACGACAACGGUUGUCCUUUCCGCUACCCUAAACCCCCUGAGAAUGCGCAAAGUAGCCAGGAUCAGACAGACAGAGAGAACCAAGAUUCAGAGGAUCAGUGUGAAGGCUGUGAACCCGUAUAUGUGUAACACAAGGGCGACACACAAUAUGAGGAACACGUCUUGAAAGCUAGUGCUUGUAAACACUGGUGAGAGCUGAAUCUUCAAGUCUGAAAUUCUAAAAGAAAUUGUUCUUGUGCCACAGGUUUUGGUGGGGAAUCGAAAAUAGACUUCUCCAUUCAAACUGACACAUACGCUCACCCAUUCGCAAACACAAAGGAAUGACUUGCAAGCUUUUCACAGUCCUAGUAUAUAAAGUACAAGUAAUUUACAAAUGUAUUAUCCAACUUUUUGUUUUCUCCUUAAAUUUUCAAAUUUACCAUGAAACCACUGUAGAGGGAUUGACAGAAAAAGGACAUCAUACAAAUGUCCUACAUUCACACACAGCAAAAAUGUCAGAUCCUGACCCUCAGUUUAACUUGACACAGUGGAAUUAUUUUCAAUUGGAAAACAGUGAGAAUAGUGCAUGGGAAAAGUUUUUUUUCCAGGUAAAGUAUCCCGUGGUCAGGUUCACUUUAUAGUAAAAUAUCAUUCUUGGUGAUUUGUUUACUUCAUCCUUCCACAGUUUACCAUUCCAUACACGUCGCUUCAACAGGAACCAGGGUCUACAGCAGUGGUCCUCAAAGUGAUGCCCGCGGGCAAAUUCGUGCCCGUGAAGCCAGGCCAUCGUGCCCGCGGCAGCUGUU